Clonostachys rhizophaga is the source of this 1851-nucleotide messenger RNA. The record is from the annotation of a GenBank genome assembly. Lineage: Eukaryota; Fungi; Ascomycota; Sordariomycetes; Hypocreales; Bionectriaceae.
AUGGACGCUGUUCUUCGCCAGUCCAAGGCCAUGUGCCCGUUCUUGAAAUCGGCCUCGCCUUCGACCCUUCGUGCCCUGUCCACCUCGGCACGCCCCAAGGCGUCAUCGCCAUGCGGCAGCACAAUGUCCAACCUGCAGCUGCUCGCCCACCGAUGCCCCGUCAUGGGCAAGGCUAUGGCUGUUCAAACCGCCAAGUACGGCGGUUCUGCCGCUGCUUUCCGGUCCUUCUCUGGCCAGUCCAAGGCUGGCAGGGCCAAAAUCCACACCAGCCGCAACCAGGAGGCCAGGGCCGUCGAUUCGCCCGUCCUCCAGGGACGCGACAAAGCCCCAAUCCCUCCUCCGAGCAUGUUCGCUCAGGCCCGCAAGGCGUCUCCUCUUGCCUCUACUGAUGCCUGCACCUCGGCCUCCACCUUUGACUACAAUGCCUUUUACGAUCAUGAGCUAGACAAGAAGCACAAGGACAAGUCGUACCGCUACUUCAAUAACAUCAAUCGUCUCGCCAAGGAAUUCCCCCGCGCCCACAUGUCGAACGAAGAUGAACGAGUGACUGUCUGGUGCGCAAACGACUAUCUCGGUAUGGGACGAAACCCACGAGUCCUCGAGACCAUGCACCAGACCCUGGAGGAGUACGGCGCUGGGGCUGGUGGCACCAGGAACAUUUCUGGACACAACAAGCACGCCGUUGAGCUGGAGGGAACACUGGCCAAACUGCAUGCCAAGGAGGCAGCUCUUGUCUUCAGUUCGUGCUACGUGGCCAAUGAUGCGACACUCGCAACUCUCGGGAGCAAAAUGCCCGAUUGUGUCAUUCUUUCUGACAGCCUGAACCAUGCAUCAAUGAUCCAGGGUAUCCGACAUUCCGGGACCAAGAAGAUUGUUUUCAAGCACAAUGAUGUAGCCGAUCUGGAGGCGAAGCUCGCAUCCCUGCCGCUGCAUGUGCCUAAAAUUAUCGCAUUCGAGUCCGUGUACAGCAUGUGUGGCUCAAUUGGACCAAUCGAAGCCAUCUGCGAUCUUGCUGACAAGUACGGCGCCAUUACUUUCCUUGACGAGGUGCAUGCAGUAGGUAUGUAUGGGCCACACGGGGCUGGUGUGGCGGAGCAUCUGGAUUGGGAGGCGCAUCACGAGGGAAUGCCCCGCGGCACCAUCAUGGAUCGAGUUGACAUUAUCACGGGCACCCUGGGCAAGGCGUAUGGUUGUGUUGGUGGCUACAUUGCCGGCAGUGCCAAGCUGGUCGACAUGAUCCGCUCGCUGGCUCCUGGCUUCAUCUUCACGACCUCGCUCCCUCCGGCCACAAUGGCUGGUGCAAAGGCCUCGAUUGAGUACCAGAUGGCGUACGACGGUGACCGCAAACUGCAGCAGUUGCACACCCGCGCCGUCAAGGAGGAGCUCAACAGCCGAGACAUCCCGGUCAUCCCGAACCCAUCUCACAUCGUGCCGCUCCUUGUGGGCAAUGCUGAACUAGCCAAAUCGGCCUCGGACAUGCUUCUACAGGACUAUGGCAUCUAUGUGCAGUCAAUCAAUUACCCCACCGUCCCUGUCGGCCAGGAGCGACUUAGGAUCACCCCGACACCAGGUCAUGUCAAGCUGUAUCGCGAUGAACUAGCCGAGGCACUGGAUGAGAUCUGGACCCGACUUGGAAUCAAGCGCACCUCUGAUUGGGCUGCCGAAGGUGGGUUCAUCGGGGUAGGCGAGUCAAAGGUCCAAGAGGAGUCACCUCUGUGGAACGACAAGCAACUUGGGGUCGAACAGGCCACCAAGGAGAUCAUGGCCACUGGUGGCAUCCAGAGUGUUACCGAGGCCCUUUUGGAGCGGGAUGAGCUGCGCGGGGCUGUUGGCCGUGUUGCCGCAGCCUAA